Geodia barretti is the source of this 735-nucleotide messenger RNA. Lineage: Eukaryota; Metazoa; Porifera; Demospongiae; Tetractinellida; Geodiidae. The record is from the annotation of a GenBank genome assembly.
AUGCUGCUACGUCCACAGGAAAUGGCACUCUACGUAGAACGCGGUGUCAUUGAUGUGGGGUUAGCAGGACGAGAUUGGGUACGCGAAUGCAACGUUGAUGUGCUGGAAGUCGCUUCGCUGACCUACGGCAAGCUGACCACUCAGCCAGCGCGGUGGGUGCUAGCGGUCGCAGAAGACUCCACCAUCCAGUCUGUCGCAGAUCUCGAAGGAAAAGUCAUUUUCAGUGAACUAGUUGAAGCAACAAAAUCAUACCUCAAGGAUAAUGGUGUCAAUGCGACGGUCAAAUUCUCACACGGCGCAACAGAGGUGAAGAUUCCCCAUCUCUGCGAUGCAAUUGUAGAGCUUACGGAGACUGGCAGCACUUUGCGUGCCAACCAGUUAAGAAUUGUUGAUGUCGUUAUUGAAUCGGUAACGAUGUUGAUCGCAAAUAAGGAGAGUUGGACGGAUGAAUGGAAGCGGCACAAGGCGGAAAGUUUGUAUAUACUCCUUUCCGGAGCAUUGGCGGCACAAAACAAAGUCGGGCUCAAAAUGAACAUUGCCCAAGAAAACUUGCAAUCCUUGCUCGCCAUUUUGCCAGCGAUGAGAAAUCCAACGAUUUCCCAACUUAGCCAAGAUGGAUGGUAUGCCGUCGAAACGAUUGCCGAUGAGCGUAUUGUCCGAGACUUCAUCCCGGAACUCAGGAGCGUAGGCGCAGAAGGGAUUAUUGAAUACCCUUUGAGCAAAGUAAUUCCGUGA